Molecule: messenger RNA, 3738 nt
Organism: Carassius auratus (goldfish)
Lineage: Eukaryota; Metazoa; Chordata; Actinopteri; Cypriniformes; Cyprinidae
Product: advillin-like
Exons: 20
Coding region: 819-3506 (895 amino acids)
Biological process (GO): actin filament severing; cytoskeleton organization; actin polymerization or depolymerization
Cellular component (GO): actin cytoskeleton; cytoplasm
Molecular function (GO): actin filament binding; phosphatidylinositol-4,5-bisphosphate binding
Source: RefSeq, a predicted model, not a curated record
GUUAUGAUACAGUAUGUGCCAAAGUUUUACUUUUUUAAAAUGGACUCAUAACAACAACAAAAACAGGUUACAUUAUCUUAAUGAAUAACUAACCUCUUUGCAAUGCAAGGAAACCCUCUUAAUGACUCGUUGAUGGAAUUUUUACUUGGUUAUAUUCCAGAUUAGAUAUUAUUUGCAACAGAAAUGUAUGAAUUUGUCAUAUCGAAUCAAAAGAUCCUGCAUUUUUUUACUCACGCUGGGAAAUACGAGACUAAUCCAUGUCAUCGAUUAGGAUUAAUGGGAAAGCCUGUGCUGACUAUUGUUUAAAAAGCUUUGUCAAUAAACAGUAUAAGCCAGUCAUUCAGGAGAGAAAGCACACAAAACUAUUAAAUAUGAAGUGCUUGUACAGUAGAUAGUGCUUUUUCAUUAGUAAUGAGCUGUUUGUUAGUAGAGCAAUCAUGAAUGUUAUUAAUGUAACACGAUCAUGCAAAAGAUGAAAUGCUAUUAAGACUGGAUCAUAUACAGUAUGACCAGCAGUUUGUCUAUUUUCUCACUAUAUACCAUUUUCUGAUUCUAUAUUUCUGUUUGUUUGGAGUGAAUUAGUAUAUUAGUAGAUUUUUUACGACUGGAUUGGAUUAUUCUGGAUGCUGUCUUCUACAUCCUGCUAAAUUGCUCAUGCUCCACCCUCAACACUAUAUUUCAGUGAAUAUUCUCGCGCCCCAGUUUCUAAGCAACAGUUGUGCUGUGAUUAUGAAAGGUCAGCAUUUCUUUUCACUGUAAGCCUUGCGUUUUAUGAGAGGAGAACGGUUGCUGAUGUGUAGUUGUUGUUUGUUUGCACUAUGCUUCUAAUAAGAUUCACAGCUUGUCUGAAUCUGCCUUUUAAAUAUAUUCUGAAGCAAAGCCGUUUGCUGGACACGGAUGAUGAAACAUCUCAGAGACAUUUUGGCCAAAAAUACAGGAGAAUGAUGGAAACUCAGGAUGAGUUAAAAAACAUCCAACCAAAACCUGGCCUGCAGAUCUGGACCAUCAAUAAAAUGAAAAUGGUCCCUGUCCCAGAGCAAGCACAUGGAAAUUUUUUUGAAGGUGACUGCUACAUUAUUCUUAAUGUGAGCAACAGCGCCACACAAUCCGCUGACAUCCACUACUGGAUAGGCAACACGUCCUCUCAGGACGAGCAGGGGGCGGCAGCCGUCUAUGUGACGCAGCUGGAUAAGUGUCUCGGCGGCAGUCCGGUUCAAUACCGGGAGGUCCAGGGAUGUGAAUCAGUCAAAUUCAAAAGCUACUUCAAGAAUGGCCUCAUAUAUAAAAAAGGAGGUGUGGGAUCAGGAUUCACACAUGUGGAGACCAAUGUGUAUAACAUUCAGCGCCUGCUUCAUGUCAAAGGAACCAAACAAGUGACUGCAAGAGAGGUGGAGGUUUCCUGGAGCAGUUUUAAUCUAGGGGACAUAUUCCUGCUGGACAUGGGAAAAACAAUUGUACAAUGGAAUGGUCCUCAAAGCAACAGACAAGAAAAAUUAAAGGCCAUUCUGCUGGCUCAGGACAUCAGGGACCGGGAGCGUGGAGGCCGGGCUCAGAUUGGUGUGAUUGAUGGUGGGCAGGAAGAAGCCUCUCCUGAGCUGAUUAAGAUCAUGACAUCUGUUUUAGGUCAGAGGACUGGACACCUGAAAGAGCCAAUCCCUGAUGAUAAACCAGACCAAAACCAGACCUCCAACGUCAAACUGUACCAUGUAUCUGAUGCCAGUGGUCAGCUGUUGGUACAGGAAGUGGCUUCCAGUCCACUGACCCAGGAUUUGCUGAGUUCCACUGAUUGCUAUAUUUUAGAUCAAGGUGGCAGCUCAGUAAUGGUCUGGAAAGGAAAAGCAGCAUCAGAUGAAGAGAGACGCUCAGCACUGAGUCGUGCGGUUAGCUUUAUAAAAGCGAAGAACUAUCCAUCCAACACAAAAGUUGAGGUUAUGAGUGAAGGAGGAGAAUCUGCCAUGUUUAAACAUCUCUUUAGGUCCUGGAAAGAAAAAGGUCAAACUCAAGGACUGGGAAUGACGCAUUCAGUAGGAAAGAUAGCUAAAGUGGAUCAGGUGAAGUUUGACGUCAUGGAGCUUCACGCUCAACCAAAGCUGGCUGCUCAGGAGCGGAUGGUGGAUGAUGCCUCUGGACAUGUUCAGGUUUGGCGCAUUGAGAACCUUGAACUGAAGGAGGUAAACCCAAGCACAUAUGGACAGUUCUAUGGAGGAGACUGUUAUCUAGUGUUGUACACCUACAACAGAGCCAACAAACCACAGUACAUCCUCUACAUGUGGCAGGGUCGCCAUGCUACACAGGAUGAGGUGACGGCAUGUGCUUAUCAAGCGGUGAAUUUGGAUAACAAAUACAAUGGAGCCCCAACGCAGGUCAGAGUGGUCAUGGGAAAAGAGCCCAGACAUUUCCUGGCCAUCUUUAAGGGCAGACUCAUCAUUUUUGAGGGUGGGACCGGCAGACCGGGGGUUGUGAACCCUGACCCUGGUGCCAGACUCUUCCAGGUCAGAGGGACACAUGAGAUGAACACCAAAGCAACAGAGGUGCCCUCCCGAGCCGCCUCUCUCAACACCAAUGACGUCUUUCUGCUCAAAACUCAGCAGAAUGUCUUCCUGUGGUAUGGCAAGGGCUGCAGUGGAGACGAGAGGGAGAUGGGAAAAGCCGUAGCUGAUUUGCUUUCUGAGCAGGACAAGCAGAUUGUGAUGGAAGGGCAGGAACCAGCUGCCUUCUGGGUGGUUUUGGGAGGGAAAGCUCCAUACGCCAGUGACAAGAGGCUGGAGACAGAAGUGGCACUCCACGAGCCUCGUCUGUUUGAAUGCUCCAAUCAGACGGGCCGAUUCCUUAUGACAGAAGUGGCUGACUUCACUCAGGAUGACCUGGACGAGGAUGAUGUCAUGCUUCUAGACACCUGGGAGGAGAUUUUCCUUUGGAUUGGCAACUCAGCCAACCAGUACGAGACACAGGAGUCGUAUAACAGUGCAGCGGACUAUCUUAAAACCCACCCAGCGGGACGGGACCCUGGGACACCCAUCACCAGUGUUAAACAAGGCUAUGAGCCCCCCACCUUCACUGGCUGGUUUAAUGCUUGGGAUGCUCAUAAGUGGAGCGGAGGCCUUUCAUAUGAGGAGAUGAAAAGCAAGCUGGGUGAUAUUUCGCAAAUCACUGUGAAUCUCAACAACACAAGUCUGAAUAAGAAGACAGAAGGAGGUGGUGGGAGCUACAGCGCUCCUGGAGGGCCAGGAAAUAUAAAAUCUCAUAAUCAGAGGAUGUCCUCCUCCAUCUUCACUGCACAUGUAGACCAGUCUCCCAGCAGAGCAAAGCCUUCUGGGAUGCUUCAUUCCGAGCAGCUUGGUAAAGCUCCUCAACAUCAGCAGCCUCAAGGAGUGAACCCCGAAAAACAAGAGGAAUAUUUGACGGAUGCAGAAUUUGAGAAUCUCCUCGGAUGCACCCGUGACAGUUUCCAGCGGCUGCCUAAAUGGCGUCAGAACGACCUUAAAAAAAAGGCAGGACUGUUUUGAGUUGGUUUUGCUUUAAUGAGAUACAAUCUGAUCUUCAUAUUUAUAUGUAUUUUGGCCUAGAAAAUGGUCACCUAUAAAAUGUUUCGACUCAAAAGCUAACAUGACCUAAUAAAACUGCUUUGUAAAUAUCUUACACAGAACAUCAGGAUUAUCCCAAUAAAAUAACUUUAUCAGUUGCAUGCAGUAAAACACAUCUAAAUGAUUUUCAGGGCUAAUAAAAACACAAUGUAUG